This is a messenger RNA of Ictalurus furcatus (blue catfish), 3223 nucleotides long. It is a transcript of the gene kcnq2b, whose product is annotated as potassium voltage-gated channel subfamily KQT member 2. Bases 412 to 2670 code for a protein of 752 amino acids. Gene Ontology annotation, biological process: transmembrane transport; potassium ion transport. The transcript is spliced from 14 exons. The record is from RefSeq and is a predicted model, not a curated record. Gene Ontology annotation, molecular function: voltage-gated potassium channel activity. Lineage: Eukaryota; Metazoa; Chordata; Actinopteri; Siluriformes; Ictaluridae. Gene Ontology annotation, cellular component: membrane.
UGAGAUCACAGGAAAAUGGAGAAGAAGCAGAGUGUUCUAGUGUGUUUGUGGGAGUCUGAUAUCCUGCAGUGGAUCUAAUGUCUUUCGCAUUGCUCUUUCAUUGACUAGCUCAGCAAUUUUGGCUGAAUCUUGUUGAAUCUCUCAGGAAGUCUUACUAACUGCAGCAAGCCUCCUGCUGUGGAAAAAACUCAUUUAGCCCAUUUAUAGAGACAUUUGAAGAAGACGCUGACAGUAUUAUGUUUAAUUAGGUGGGUGUCUUGUGUACAAUAUAAUCUGUGUUAGCAAAUGUUGAGAGGAUUGUACUAGCACUGGUUCACUUUCACCAAACCUACCGAUACAGUGAAAGUGAAAUGUUAUGACUAAAAUGCUAUGAGAAAAUAAUAAUGUGCUGUCUAAGAGGUUCAAAUUAAAAUGGCUAUUCUUUUCUCUUUCAGUUUCUUGCUGGUGUUCUCCUGUUUGGUCCUAUCUGUGUUCUCAACCAUCAGGGAGUAUGAAAAGAGCUCUGAGGAUGCCUUGUACAUACUGGAAAUUGUAAUGAUAGUGGUGUUUGGAGUUGAAUACAUUGUAAGAAUUUGGUCAGCGGGAUGUUGCUGUCGAUACCGAGGAUGGAGAGGCAGGCUAAAGUUUGCUCGAAAACCUUUUUGUGUCAUAGACAUCAUGGUGCUAAUAGCCUCCAUCUCAGUGUUGGCAGCUGGCACACAGGGCAAUGUGUUUGCCACCUCAGCCAUCAGAAGUCUCCGCUUCCUCCAGAUCCUCCGCAUGAUUCGCAUGGACCGCCGUGGGGGAACCUGGAAACUGCUGGGGUCUGUUGUCUACGCUCACAGCAAGGAGUUGAUCACAGCUUGGUACAUUGGCUUCCUGUGCCUGAUCCUGGCCUCUUUCCUUGUGUAUCUGGCCGAGAAGGAGGAAAACGAGAUGUUUGCGACCUAUGCUGAUGCUCUGUGGUGGGGUCUGAUCACACUGACCACAAUAGGGUAUGGAGAUAAGUAUCCAAUAACGUGGAAUGGACGUCUUCUUGCAGCAACAUUCACCCUCAUCGGAGUGUCUUUCUUUGCCUUGCCCGCUGGAAUCUUGGGCUCUGGCUUUGCCUUGAAGGUCCAGGAGCAGCAUCGCCAAAAACAUUUUGAAAAACGACGGAAUCCAGCUGCAGGGCUCAUUCAGGCAGCCUGGAGAGUGUAUGCUACCAAUCUCUCUCGCACAGACCUGCAGUCAACCUGGGACUACUAUGAGAGAACUGUGUCAGUCCCUAUGUACAGACUCAUCCCCCCCCUUAACCAGCUUGAUCUGCUGAGAAAUCUGAAGAGUAAAUCUGGCCUUUCUUUUAGGAAGGAAGCCCAACCAGAGCCAUCCCCAAGUCAGAAGGUCAGUCUGAAAGAACGAGUGUUCUCCAGCCCGAGAAGCUCGGGAACAAAGGGGAAAAGUUCACCUCAGGGCCAGCAGCCUCUGAGACGCUCUCCCAGUGCAGAUAACAUUGAAGACAGUCCUUCUAAGGUGCCCAAGAGUCUGAGUUUUGGUGACCGUGGCCGUGCUAGACAAGCAUUUCGCUUCAAAGGGGCAGCUUCACGCCAAAACUCAGAAGAAGCCAGCCUACCUGGAGAGGACAUUGUUGAUGACAAUAAGAGCUGCCACUGUGAGUUUGUUCCACAAGAUUUAACACCAGGAAUAAAAGUUACCAUCAGGGCGGUGUGCAUUAUGCGGUUUAUGGUGUCAAAGAGAAAGUUUAAGGAGAGUCUCCGGCCUUAUGAUGUGAUGGAUGUUAUUGAGCAGUAUUCAGCUGGACACCUAGACAUGUUGGCCAGGAUUAAAAAUCUGCAGUCCAGGGUCGACCAGAUUGUUGGCAGAGGUGCUCCAAUCACAGACAAGGAUCGUCCUAAAAGCUCAACAGAAGCAGAAAUUGCAGAGGAUCCAAGCAUGAUGGGAAGGCUUCUGAAAGUAGAGAAACAGGUGAUGUCAAUGGAAAGGAAACUUGAUUUCUUGGUAAAUGUCUACAUCCAGCGAAUGGGAAUUCCACAGUCUGAGACAGAUGCCUACUUUGGUUCUAAGGAGCCUGACCCAGCCCCACCAUACCAUAGCCCAAUCGAGCAUAUGGAGAAGUCUGGCUCUAUUACCAAGAUCAUCCGUUCUAACAGCUCAACUGGCCAAAAGAAUCUUGAUGCUCCUCCAUCUGCAUGUGUCAACCAGAACAACUGCCCUCCAUCCACUUCUUGGCAACCUUAUGCCCUUCCUGGACCCCCUCAGUGCUGCAGAGGCACCUCCCCAGUAGGUGACACCUCCUUGGUGCGAAUCCCACCCCCACCAACUCAUGAGCGCUCCUCUAGUGGCCAUAAUGGCUCCAACCGAGGCUCUCGUGGCAGUGCAGUGGAGGAGGUGAAGCCUGGAGCUCUGUCUCAGCAGCAGGCAGGUGCUGACAGUGACACGUCCAUCUCCAUUCCCUCUGUGGAUCACGAGGAGCUUGAGCGCUCCUUCAGUGGCUUCAGUAUCUCACAGUCUAAAGAGAACCUAGAGUUCCUUAACAACGCAUACUUCAGUGGCGUGACACGCUGCUCCAAAGUGAGGCCCUACAUCGCAGAGGGUGAGUCCGAUACAGACUCCGAGCUUUGUGCCCCUUCACCUCAUUCUGCCACUGGAGAAGGAGCAUACAGUGACAGAGGCUGGUCUGGCCCCAAGUAAAUCUGAAAGUGAACUUUCAAAGUUGGAUUUUCUGUUGGGGGUGGUAACCUCUGAACAAACCACAGGCAACAUGUGGCAAGAAGCUGUAUUUGUUAAAACCACAGCUACUUCCUACAGACACAGCUCUGAAUUCCAUGCCAGACUCCUGGUAGUAAUGCCGACCGCCUAAAUGUGGAGCUUUCUGGUACUUAAGAAUUUCCUAGACAGGUGGUACUUGCGGCAGUUACCUUUAAAGCUGUCAUUCAUCUUUUGAGAGAGAAGCAUCUACUGCUCAGUCAUUGUGCAUCUUUCCUUAAAAAAAAUCUAAGCAAGAGAAAGGCACAGGAAAAGAUUAGCCAGCAGGGUCACCUUAAGUUACAUAUUUCUUCACCCUCAUUUGUCCAGCCAUUCAGGUUAUGUUUAUCCAGUCACACUGUCUUAGUACUCUGAGACAGACAAGAUGGUUUCUUGUUGUCCACAUUAGCCCAUGGAUGCACUUCAAAAUAUAAACUGCUUUAAAAUUGUCCAAUAUUCAAUAUCUUCCAUCAUGACAAAAUUAUUUUUUAGUAAAAUU